Messenger RNA from Phoenix dactylifera (date palm), 1362 nucleotides. Lineage: Eukaryota; Viridiplantae; Streptophyta; Magnoliopsida; Arecales; Arecaceae. The record is from RefSeq and is a predicted model, not a curated record.
AUGGAUCGCAAGGGGAAGCAGCCGGCGGCGAAGGCGUCGGAGGCAGCGGCGAGAGGCAACGGUGAGUCCACUGCUACCAGAUCGAAGCCGACCGGCCGUGGGGUGCGCCCUAAUGCCUGGUCGAAGCCGGGGCCGUGGAUCACCCACUGGCCCUCGGCCGAGGAGGUGGACCGCCUGAGCCGCCGCUUCCCAGAGGUGCUGCGGCCGCCGGAAGAGCCGAUAGAGGCGGCCCGGCAGGUGUGGGAAGGGCGGGCGGCAAUUGUCAGGAGUUUUGGCCGCCGGAUUCCGGCGGAAUGGGUGGCCAAGGAUGUGGCCACCCGUGCGAAGCUUGAAGGAGUGGUGGCUGUCCCGUUAGCGGACGAUUACAUCGCUCUGCGAUUCUGGUCGACGGAGGACCGAGAUCGGGUUCUCAGGGGAGGGCCAUGGGUGGUGGCGGGGCAACUGCUCGCCAUGAGCCCGUGGGUGCCGGACUUUGAGCCGGGGGAUGGCACGGUGAACCGAGCGUUGGUGUGGCUCCGGCUGCCGCGACUACCGCCGGAGUACUGGUCGACGACGACCAUCCUCCACAUCGCGGCUCGCGCCGGCCAGCCGGUGGCGGUGGACGAAGUUACCGAGCAGCAGGUGGCGAUGGGGUUCGCCCGGGUCAAAGUGGCGAUUGAUCCCACUGAACCGCUGCGGCCGGGCGUGUUAAUACAGGGGAAGACGAAGGUGCGGUGGCAGCCCUUCGUCUUCGAGAAUGUCCCUGUUCUCUGCCUUAGCUGCGGGCGGAUGGGGCACACGGAGGCGACAUGCCGUUUCCGGACAACAGCGGGUGCUCACAGGGAGGUGCAUCCGGCGGCAACGGAGGCGGGGGACAACCCGGAUCUGCCGACUUUCGGAGGUGGGGUGGACGUCCAGGGGCCAGUCUACGGCCCCUGGAUGGUGGCGACACGGCGGAAGAUCCCUCGGGGGGACCUGCCACCGCGGCCGAACGAACCUCCCGGGCCCGAUCAUGGGGCUGGGUCGUCUGCGGGUCGGCCGGGGAGUCCUGUGGUGGCGUCUUCAUCGCCUGCAACGGCCUCUCCGGCAGACACGGCCGGCUGGCAGAAGCCGGCUAAGGUCGCUCGGCGUCGAUCGCCGGCGGCAGCGGAGGGGGAAGGGCUCCAGCUAGCCCCUCCUCUCGGCCCGUUUCAGGUGGACCUGGCCGAGGACGACCUGCUCGGGGACGAUGAGUCCGAGCCAGCCGAGCCGGACCGACGCGGGGGGACCACGGGCAUGCGAGCUGACCUGGGGCCGAGUCAGGUUCCUCUGAUGCAGGCUGAGACCGGGUCUGGUGGGCCAGCUGUGGCCCGGGCCCAAGUUCAGAAGAGGCCCAGGCCAUAG